AUGUCCAGCCACACCGGGGUAAAGCACUCUCUGCGCUUUGGUCAAGUUGUCAUCGGACCACCAGGCUCAGGAAAAACCACCUACUGUCAUGGUAUGCAGGAGUUCCUCACCAACCUGGGACGCAAGGUGGUUGUGGUGAACAUGGACCCUGCCAAUGAAGGACUGCCGUACUCCUGCGGUGUUGAUGUCUCAGAGCUGGUUACCCUGGAUGAUGUCAUGGAUGGCUUGAAGCUUGGACCCAAUGGGGGUCUCCUGUACUGCAUGGAGUAUAUUGAGGCAAAUCUCGACUGGUUAGAGAACAAGCUGAAGCAACACAGUGACUGUUACUUUCUGUUCGACUGUCCUGGACAAGUGGAGCUGUACACACAUCAGAGUUCAGUCAAGAACAUUUUUUCUCAGCUGGCCAAAUGGAGUUUUAGGGUGAGUUUCUUUAUGAUGCUCUAUGUGCAUUAUGAUAAAUUACUUCAUCUUCAGGCUACUUUUUUCAUCUGAUAACUCUCUGUCCUUCUCUCUCUGUUAUUUAAGCUGACAGCCGUGCACCUUGUGGACUCUCAUUACUGUGCAGACCCAGCCAAGUUUAUAUCUGUGCUGUGUACGUCCCUGUCCACCAUGCUGCAUGUGGAGCUCCCUCAUGUUAAUGUCCUCUCCAAGAUGGACUUGAUCGAGCAGUAUGGCAAACUGGGUAAGCAAAAGAUGAUGUGCUUUUCUCGACAAAUGAAAUGUUACCACUAUGCACACACAAGGUCAGAAACUAACAUAUUUAAGUGUAUUCCUCAGGCAAUUACCUGAUAAAGUGUGAAUAAGCCUUUAAUUUCACAUGUUCUUGUUUGUCCUGUUUGUAUUCUCGUACAGCGUUCAACAUUGACUUCUACACUGAGGUAAUGGACCUGACCUAUCUGCUAGAUCAUCUGGCUGCAGACCCCUUCUUUAAGAAAUUUCACCAUCUGAAUGAAAAGUUGGCUGAAGUCAUUCAGGAUUACAGCCUCGUCUCUUUUGUGCCUCUAAAUGUUCAGGUAUCACUGUUGACUGUAUUUCCACAUUCUUGUUAUGAAUUGCUAAGAAACAACAUUUAUUGAUUCAACAUGUUUUACACUGUUAGAAGUGCAUAAUAGCUGAUAAGAAGUAAUCUUGCAACAAUGGGAUCAAAGGGGAUUUCCUUUUUUUUCCUCCCUUUCAAAAAGGGUCUUUAUGGGUUAAGGCAAAACCUCCCACAAUCCCCUUAUAAAGGGGGAGUUAAAUAGAGCAUGGCUGUUUCUAACCUUGUUAUGUAAGCGAUGUGGUAAACCAUUGUAGUUUUCAGGAAUUUAAUGUGACAUGGAUGACUUACUCAAGAUUUUUCGAUAAGUUUUUGCCCCAUUCUGAUAUACCUGAACUUAUAUUUACAAAAGUUCAUUUUAUAAAAACUCAAUAUGAUUGUCUAAAUGUUUAUAUGUAUGUACAGCUAUUUGAUCAACCCUGUAUAGUGAUACUACUGCCACUGCUUUUAACACGUUUUAGAGCUAAGAUUGUUCAGUUUCAAGUACAGCAACCACUGGUUUACACUCUGCUAUGACUGUUUUUGUUAUCACAUGAUAAACUGUCUGAAUUUGAUUUGUCUUUGUUGAAGCAGAACAGAAGUUGCCGGUGGCAGACAUAAUCAAUCAAUGGUGGUAGUACAGUACAACAUACUGAGUGGGCUGCUGUUGUGGGAUGGCAAAGGAGAAAUGAUUUCUAGUUGAAACAGUUUUCAUAUUUUCACAGCUGAUAGAUUAUGGAAAUAACUUGGCUGUUAUCACUGAAGUAUCAAAUGUGUUCUGACUCAGUUUCAGUUUUAAAACAGACUCAACAAAUAACAAUCUCAUUUGUUAUAUUUUUUCUAUGUUUUGGGUGAAAUUAAUUAAAAACUGCUCAAAUUUUACCCAGCUGUUGUAUUUGAGCAGCUCAGCUCAUGUUAUGUUCAGUGGUAUAAUAAGGGUUCAGCGGUGCAAUCAAAAUUUCUAAAAGUCACUUGCUUCGUAUUUCAUCUCCUCAGAAAGUAAAUCAUCAAUCAUUUUUAACAUUUGAAAUUAAAGACUGGAUCGAUUUUACCCAGAUUGAUUCAACUGCUAAGAGGGAGUAGGCUGUCUGCACUCUGUAUUCAUCUCCGGACAUUAUUUCUACAUGGAGACUGAUAAGACUGUGUGGGUAUUUGGCGACAUGAGUCUAGACUGCUGUGCCAUCAUGACUUAUUGUGCUAGUAAUUCAUACAUAUGGUAAGUUGGUGCUACGGCUUUAAACUCAUCUCGGAGUUUUGUGCCAAUAGCUGCGGUGAUACUUGAGGGUGAUUUUUAAAAAUUGCCUCUUAGAGUAUGAAGGACACUAAACUCUGAACAUCAAGUCUGGAGAUUUCAAGCCUGGGACGAAGUCUGAUCGUAUUUUCACGCUCACUUAUAUCCCAUUCACAAAUAUAAAUGUCUUUCAACCACACAUUGAGGAAUUUAGUGGGAGUCUUUUUUUUUUUAAUAAGUUGCUAUCAGGUUACUUAAGCGUAUUUCUACAGGAUAAAACCUAAAUGUUUCUCUCCUCUGUUACCAGGACAGGGAGAGUAUGAUUCAGGUCCUGCAAGCAGUGGACAAAGCUAAUGGCUACUGCUUUGGAGACCUGGAGGAAAGGAAUCUGCAAGCCAUGAUGUCAGCUGCUGUGGGGGCAGACUUCCAGUUCAACUUGUAUCCUUACCUACUCACUGUGGUGACUCAUGGUGACUCAUCUGGUUUAAAAUCAAACCUUGAGAACUAUGGGAGAACGCUGAGAAACUGAGAACUCUAGUGUUUAUAAUGACUGGAUAAGUAAUAGUUAAAGUAUCAGAGCUGUAUAAUAUAUGUCUCCAAUGCCUUUAUUUGUGUUUUCCUUAACAGUACUCUCAGGGUGCAGGAGCGGUAUGUAGAAACCAGUGGAAAGACCGUGGAGGAAGAAAUGAUGGACCUGUAA
This is a messenger RNA of Xyrichtys novacula (pearly razorfish), 2946 nucleotides long. NCBI's taxonomy places the organism in Eukaryota, Metazoa, Chordata, Actinopteri, Labriformes, Labridae. The record is from the annotation of a GenBank genome assembly.